Molecule: messenger RNA, 2406 nt
Organism: Stegodyphus dumicola
Lineage: Eukaryota; Metazoa; Arthropoda; Arachnida; Araneae; Eresidae
Product: zinc finger protein 98-like
Source: RefSeq, a predicted model, not a curated record
UUGUAAGGUAAGUAGUGAGUUAUGUGAUAUCAAAGAUGUCAGCUUAACUCCUCUUUAUAGGAAAGAAAUUUCAUGUCGUGAACUUUGAUGAAAUGUUGUGUAGAAAAAAAAUAAUAAAUAAAAAAGAACUAAUACCUACACGUCAAACAGAAAAAUUUGACAUGUAUGACGUAGACAGCAAAUUAUUGAGACAGAAAACUGAAAUAAAUGAACUUGUUCACACAGAAGAGAAAUCUUGUGAAUAUGAAGUAUGUAGCAUGCCAUUUAGGCUAAAUCGUGAUUUAAAUGACAAUGCAUUUAUUCAUGCAGUAGAUAAAUCUUAAUGUAUGUGAAAGUUCUGUUAAAAAUCGUCUGGGAAAAACGGUAAUUAAAAACAUGCUUACCCAAAUUGCUGAUAAAUCUCAUAUGUGUAAAAAGUCAUUUACUCCAAUGUGUACUAUAAUGAGUGUAUGAGUCAUUUAUUUGAAAGGAGGCAUUAAUCAAGCAUAUGCUUAUUCACACAGGAGAGAAACCUCACAUGUGUGAGGUAUGUAGCAAGUCAUUUGCAUUAAAGCAUCAAUUAAUGAGGCAUAUGUUAAUUCACUCGAGAAAGGAAUCUCGUGUGUAAUGCAUCAUUUAGUCAAAAGGGUCCUUUAAACAAGCAUAUGCUUACUCACACAGGGAAGGAAUCUCGUGUGCAAGCUGUGUAAUGCAUCAUUUAGUCAAAACGAUUCUUUAAACAAGCAUAUGCUUACUUACAUAAGGGAGAAACCUCACAUAUGCGAAGUAUGUAACGCAAAAUUUAAAUCGAUGAAUGGUUUAAAAAGACAUAUGCUUAUUCAUACAGGGGAGAAACCUCAUAUGUGUGAAGUAUGUAGUGCAAAAUUUAAGUCGUUGAAGAAUUUAAAAAAACAUAUGCUUGUUCACACAGGAGAGAAACCUCAUAUGUGUGAGGUAUGUAGCAAGUCAUUUGCACGAAAGUCUCAAUUAACGAGCCAUAUGUUUAUUCACUCAGGAAAGAAAUCCCAUGUGUGCGAGGUAUGUAACGCAUCCUUUACUCAAAAGGGUCUUUUAAAUAGCCAUAUGGCUACUCAUACAGGAAAGAAGCCUCACAUAUGUCAAGUAUGUAAUGCAAAAUAUAAGUGGAUGAGUGAAUUAAAAGGACAUAUGCUUACUCACACAGGGGAGAAACCUCACACAUGUGACAUAUGUAGUGCAAAAUUUAAGUGGAGGAAUCGUUUAAAAAAACAUAUGCUUACUCACUCAGGGGAGAAACCUCACAUAUGUGAAGUAAGUAGCACAAAAUUUAAGUGGAUGAAUGGUUUAACAAAACAUAUGCUUACUCACACAGAGAAGAAACCUCACAUAUGUGUAGUAUGUAGUGCAAAAUUUAAGUGGAUGAGCGAUUUAAAAACACAUAUGCUUAUUCACACAGGAGAAAAACCGCAUACGUGUGAGGUAUGUAGCAAGUCAUUUGCACUAAAGUUUCAAUUAAAGAGCCAUAUGUUUGUUCACUCAGGAGAGAAGUCUAAUGUGUGCGAGGUGUGUAAUGCAUCAUUUAGUCGAAAGGGUACUUUAAACAAGCAUAUGCUUACUCAUACAGGGGAGAAACCUUAUACAUGUGGAAUAUGUAGUAAGUCGUUUAGACUAAUGGAUGUAUUAAAGAAGCAUAUACUUAUUCAUACAGGAGAAAAACCUCACAUGUGUGAAGUAUGUACUAAGUCCUUUAGGCGUAAAGAUCAUUUGAAAAACCAUCUGCGUAUUCACACAGGAAAAAAACUUCAUGCGUGAGAUGUGUAACAGGUCAUUUUCUGAAAAGUGUGAGUUGUAUGGCCAUAUGCUAGCGGACAUGGGAGAGAGACCUCGUGCAUGUGAGGUAACAACUCUUUUACUUGAAAGAUUAACUUAAAUUACUCAGAGGCGUAGCUAGGGAUUUCAGCGCUCGGGGAUAACUGAAGAUUUUGCGCCCCUUUCUGUGUACCAAGAACAGAAAACGUUUCAUUCUGCAAUUUCAUCACAUCAGUUUCUCGCCCCUUGGAUGCUGCACCCGGGGACAGAUAUACCACUUGGCCUCACUCUAGCUACGCCACUAAAAUUACUGUAUGCUUAUUCACACAUGUAAGAAAUCUGUUGUGAAGCAACUCAUUUAGAGAGAAUAUUUCAUUAAACAAGCAUAUGUUUUUUCACAGAGGAGGGAAACUACAUGUGUAACUAAUCACUUGGAUGAAAAAAGUGUUUGAGGUAACAUAUCCACAGAGAAUAGAAGGCUUUUGUCUUUUGUGGAAAUGUUAAAUGAAAAAGGACCUGCACUGCUGUGUAUAGUAAGGGCUUGUUCAGGCAGCCAAGAAGUGUCUUUGUACAAGAUGAGUUUAAUCUGUUAUUUUAUCUGAAUUCAUAAUAAAUAAUUUAUUUAUUCCAACAAAAAAA